AUGGAAGCAUCACAACAAUUUUAUACAACAACAGUUGAACAGGUUGGAAAUAAAGAAUUACCCUUAUCACCACCACAACCGCAACCAAGAAAAAUAGAACAAAAAGGUGCAGCAAAAGAACUUACAAUGGUAGAAGAAUUAAAUAGUGUGAAAUUGCGCUCAACACAAGGUCGAAAAGAACGAUCGCAACUUGAGGAAGUAAGUAAAGGUGCGAACAAGGAAGCGAGCAAUAAAGAGAAAGAACUGCAGAAAAUAAUUGCUCUACAUCAGAAUAUAGGAAUGAUAAUGCCUACUAAAGAACAUAUGGAAGAGAUCCGUGACACGAUCGGUUCAGCAAAAUCAGCGAGUAAAAUUUUAGCAAAUUUUAAACAUCCUGUAGUAAAAGAGGAACAAAUUAAUCUCAAUCAAAAAUCUUCACCACAAGAAGUGCAAGAGUGGUUAACUGCAAAAGGAUUUAGUGUUAGAGUACAAGAAUUGCUUGAAGAUCUUAAUGGUAUUUAUUUAUUUUCUUUAAGUCGCCCGAAACUAAUUCAAGCAUGUGGAACAGAAGAAGGUAGCCGAUUAUACAGCCAAAUUUUGCUGCUGAAAAAUAAACUCAAAUAUCAAACGCCAUCUCGAAUGGAACUAAAUGCUAUAUUGAGACACAGAAAAGCGCAUGCUGAAAGAAAUGAUACACCAAAUGAUAAAGAAUAG
Messenger RNA from Thelazia callipaeda (thelaziosis nematode), 693 nucleotides. NCBI's taxonomy places the organism in Eukaryota, Metazoa, Nematoda, Chromadorea, Rhabditida, Thelaziidae. The record is from the annotation of a GenBank genome assembly.